UGCAGCUUGGAUGGAUAGAAAGUAAAAAGUAAAUUGAAAGACUUUAAAAAUUUAUUUUUAAGCGCAAUCAAAGCAAACAAAAAACUAAAAUCGAAACUAUUUUGAAAGCAUAUUUGAAAACUUCGACUUCCCGUAUAUAAUUUGCAGUUCCUUUAAGUAAAAUUGAAUUUUGUGAUUUAAUACGAAAAGACAAAAAUGUCAAGUACUGCAUCUAAUGAGGAUGCAAGGAAAUGGAAUAAUAUAAAAAAUUCUAGUGAUUUACCCCCUUGUGCGUCGCAAUCACAGCAGCACCCUGAAAUUUUUAGCAGCAAUUCUUCGAAUAAUACUAGUCGUUACAACUCUUCCAAUUUAGGGCAGAUUUCAGAAAAUUACUCUGUUUUACCUGUUGGACAGGAUUAUUUUUUGAAAGUAUAUCACAAUAGUGAAACUGAGCAGCCCUCUUUCAACAGUUACGAAUUGUUUUCUAGCAAUUCAAUAUUACCACCGCAUAAUGCUCGAAUGGAAACAGAAAAGCACGGACUUCAAAAUGGCACUACCAACAUGAUUAUAAAUCAAUUAGUUACAAAUUGGUCUCCAAAUUUCUCUGGAACUUAUUCACCUUUCGGAGAACAAAAUCCUUCUAUGGCUCAACACCAACAGCAACAAAAAACUGAAGAUCAACAGUUUUUAUUGAAUAAAAGUAAUCAGAUUAGUCAGAACUUGCAAAAUAUUGGAAAUUCUAAUUUAUAUUUUGAUGUAAAUGAUGUUAUGAUUAGUAAUGCUACAAACUUGAAUCCAAUGCAAAGUAAAAGCAUUAAUUUAAAGUCUUCCAAAACGAAUGGAAGUUUUGAAAAUCAGAAUAAUUUACCAGAAAUGAAAAAACGUAUUGUCGCUGAAGUAAAACCGAUGAGAAUGUCUUAUUCAGAUGUCUUAAGUAAAAAUGUUGAAAUUAACAAAUUAAAUUCGAAUAAUCAAGGUAAUAACUCCGGCUUAAAUGCAAAUGGAGAUUAUGGUCCAAGCCAGACAAGAAAUUUGUCAAAACUUGCUUAUGAUAAACUUAAAAGUUCAUGUCCUUAUUCUUCUGUCGAAAGGAAACAGAACACAUAUGAUGAAAAGGACAAAUUUGACAUAAAAAAUAAAAAAUCAGAAGCUAACGUCAAUUUUUCGCAAAAACUUGAAGAGGGGUCUUCAAUAAAUGGGCAAUCUAAAGAAAAAAAGAAACCCAAUCUCAACUCGGAUGAAAAGGAUGCAGGAAAAGGAAGUUUAAAUUCGAAAAAAACAAUUUCUGGCAAUGAGAAGAGCAAAUCUAAAAAUCAAACAGGAAUAAGAGAAAAUUUAAAAAAGCGCACUAAUCGAAAAAGCGAUAAUGUAGAUGAAGAUGAUGAAAGUCGAUCGAAAAAUAACUACAAAGAAUACUUUUAUAAUGUUACCAUAAAAACCAGUGAAGGCAAUGUUGAAAAGCCGCAAAAAUAUUUUCAGAAUUCAAGCACAAAAAAAAGUCGUGGUGGUCAAAAAAAUUCUAAUUCUUCCGUUAGCAACAGCAACGGUGUAACAUCAAACUCUUUUCGUUCGGAGAAGAAUACGUACUCCAAGCGAAAUCAGAAACAGAGAAGAGAUAUCAAAAAGGAAAUGAUAAUUAAGUUUAUUGAAAAGUGGUUUGAAUAUACAAUUAAAAUCCUAACUUGGCUUUUUUAUCUAGUUUACGAUGUUGUCGUUUUAAGUUUUGGUAUAGCAUACGAUCGUAUGAAAAUCGGUUACCAGAAUUCUUUAACAUACUUAAUCAACCUUAAAAAGGAUUUACGGCAAAAUUCUGGCAAACCAAGCGAGUGGAUAAAAGAUUUAUUAACAAAAUUUGAUAGUAAAUUUAGUAAAAAUUCGAAGUUAGCAUUUUGGAGAAAAUUUAAUAAAAAAAAAACGGAAGAAAGUCACACGGAAUUUUACAAGAAUGGGCGUCUUCCACAAACUGGAGAUGAAGCAAUGUACUCAUUACUUAAUUGUAAAGGAAAAGAUGCUUAUAGCAUUCUGGGGGUGGUACCGAGCAGUUCACAAGAACAAAUUCGUAAGCAUUACAAAAAAAUUGCCGUUUUAGUUCAUCCUGAUAAAAAUAAGCAGCCUGGAGCUGAAGAAGCUUUUAAAGUUUUACAGAGAGCUUUUGAACUUAUUGGGGAACCGGAGAACCGAAAAUCCUAUGACCAAAGUUUAGCGGAGGCUCUACACGCAGAAAAAGCUUGGUCCGAAUUGCAUGAUUUAUUAUCUCAAUUACAAUCAAAAAUUGCAGAAGCUGCUAAUACAAUUAGGUGUAGUAGCUGUGGUUUAAGACAUCCUAGGAAACUGACUGAUCGUCCUCAUUAUGCUGCCAGAGAAUGUAGUUCAUGUAAAAUACGUCAUUCGGCUCGUGAAGGAGAUAUAUGGGCUGAAACAAGUGUUUUUGGUUUACGUUGGAAAUAUUUAGCCUUAAUGGAUGGAAAAUGUUACGAUAUAACAGAAUGGGCCAACUGUCAAAAGGGAGCUCUUUCUCAUCUCAAACCAAAUUCUCAUGUAGUACAAUACAGAAUCGUUAGAGGUGGUCAACAGCAGCAACAACAACAGCAAAAUGUUAAUUUUGAAAGAGAAAAAAUGAAACGAGAACAACAAAGCGAACCAUCAUUAGAUGAUUUUUUGGAUAAUUUAUAUAGUGGACAAAACCCACAAAAUCAACAACAACAACAGCAACAAAGUUCUUCCCGCAGAAGAUCCAGAAGAAAUUAAAAAGCUCAUCAUUAAAAAUAUUUUGUUUUUCUUUUUUUAUAUAACUCUUUUUUAAUCUAUUGUAAUUUAAAAAUACUAAAAAAAAAAAUUACCAUACUUAUAAAUAUUGUAUUUUAAAAAUGAAAAAUAUUUGUAUUUAAAAUACCAUAAUUUAUCUAUCUAAUAUAUAUGAAAAUAUAUAUUUCCAACAAAAUUAGAAGCAAUCAUUCAAGAUUGAAGGAAAAUCAUAAUUCAUGUAAGCUUAUUUUGAAUGUAUUC
This is a messenger RNA of Condylostylus longicornis, 2985 nucleotides long. RefSeq lists its product as uncharacterized. The transcript has 8 exons. NCBI's taxonomy places the organism in Eukaryota, Metazoa, Arthropoda, Insecta, Diptera, Dolichopodidae. Gene Ontology annotation, molecular function: dopamine receptor binding. The coding region runs from base 196 to 2727 and encodes 843 amino acids. The record is from RefSeq and is a predicted model, not a curated record.